This is a messenger RNA of Amyelois transitella, 493 nucleotides long. RefSeq lists its product as uncharacterized. The record is from RefSeq and is a predicted model, not a curated record. The transcript has 3 exons. Bases 1 to 465 code for a protein of 154 amino acids. NCBI's taxonomy places the organism in Eukaryota, Metazoa, Arthropoda, Insecta, Lepidoptera, Pyralidae.
AUGGCUCGUUUGGUGUUGCAAAAUGUAAUUUUCAGUGAUGCCUGUAGAAAGGAUUUGCGAGAAACGCGUAAUUUGCGUAGGAUUGCUCGGUACGCCGAUAAAGCACUUGCUAUGAGUGAUGACGAAUUUAAGCGAAAUUAUCGUGUCACCAAGGCAUUGUUCCAUUAUUUAUAUCAAGAGCUAAAACCCUUGAUGCAAGCUCCUAAAAGAAGAAGUGAUAUCAGUACAAAAUACAAGAUACUAGUAGCACUUUCAUUCUAUGCAACUGGCAGCUACCAACGCCUAGUAGGAUGUUCACUAGGUACUCCCAUGUCGCAGCAAUCAGUAUCUCGGGCAUUGAGGGAUGUGACAGCAGCAUUGAAUGACCCGACAAUCCUGCAUAAAUACAUAAAAUUUCCUCAAACUGUUCCAGAACGCAAUUUAUUAAAAGAAGGUUUUAUGAAUAAUUUCGCAUUCCUGGAGUAAUAGGAUGCAUAGAUGGAACCCAUGUGGC